AUGGAACCAGAUGAUCGUUCUACGAAACGUCGGCGGAGAACCCGACUUGCUUGCCAGGAAUGCCGGGAUAGAAAAAUUCGUUGUGAUGGCGCGACUCCUCUGUGCGACUCUUGCCGGCGUAAAAAUGUUGAUCCUCAACGUUGCGUGUAUCCGGAUGCGGAGAAUAGCUUGGGUUCGGGGAAUGCGUAUAGUCGACAAGAUGUUGUUGGCGUCAAUUCGCCGCAUUCGAGACUUAGACAAGAUGCAGCAUAUGGGGAUCUGUAUACGAACGUGCCAAAUGGGCAUCUAUCAACGUGGCAUGAGAGGAGGUUUUUACAAAGAACACCGUCUACUAGAAUCGAUGAUCCACGGGAACCAAGUCGCAAUACAGGACCAACAGAUGUUGCAGAAACUGCCCAUUCCAACACGACCAGUCAAUCAAUACCGGCUAUGCCAGAAAGUCGGCGUCAGUCGUCAACGGAAUGGCAACCACUUUCAUCUCCCACACAUUCUGAGCAGCAGCAACAGCAGUUCUCAUAUAUCGCUAAUGGAACCAGGGAAAAUGAUGUGUCACAUCCCACUAUCGAAGUAGAAAAUGGAGAGCAACAAUACGAAGAAAUAUCCCCGCGUGUCGUUGGAAGCUCAAGUGCUUUUGGCUUUAUAGAAAAUGUGCAUGAAGCUCUUCGUGGGCCCUCGAAAAGAAAAGUAGAUUCUCUUCGAUCAAACGAAAUAUACGAUACAGUCAGCCAUUUCGGCACCUCUGUUCGCUCAAACAGAUUCCAAAGGCCGCUGCAGACAAUGAACACGUCGGUAGCUGACCUGUCGCUUCCUCCGCGAUCCGUGGCAGAUCAUCUCUUAGCAAAGUAUUGGAAUGAAAUACACAGUAUGAAUCCGAUAUUCCAUGAGCAAAUAUUUAUGAAACGGUACAACCGUCUAUUCAGCGAAGGUCCGACUAUAAGACCAUCUCGUACCGGGUCAUUGUUAGAGGUGGAACUCUUACCGUGUGAUCGGAUUUUCCAAGCGACCCUCAACCUGGCCCUUGCCAUUGUGUAUCUGCGCACGAGUUCCGGCACUCCUAAUGACCACGAAACUGCGCAGGAAGCCUUUUUCGACCGUGCAGAAAGGCUGCUGACUCCGGAUCUCAUGCAGUUGGAAUCGUUACAAUUAGUUCAGGCUCUAGUGCUCAAAGCGACCUAUCUUCGAGAGGCAGACAUGUCGAACCGGUCAUGGAUUGCUGUUGGGGUAGCGAUUCGUACUGCUCAAGCGAUCGGCCUAUAUGUUGAAAACAAUAAGGGAAGCCAAGCAGAAAGAGAGCAACGGAGACGUGUGUGGUAUGCAUGCGUGAUCAUGGACAGGACUCAGAGCAUGACGUAUGGGAGACCUCCUAUGAUAACCGGAAUACCCACAGUCUCCCAUCCAAAGGCAAUCGAUGAUGAGUAUCUUAGUAUUGAUCCUACAGAACAAGACAGAAAUCAACCGCCCGAUAGACCAUCUCGAGUGGCAUUUUUUGUCCACACACUUCGCUUAUCCGAUGUUGCAUCUCGAAUUCGACAGUUAUUUUAUGGCUCCAGACAAGAACCAAAGGUAGCCGAGCGCUGCCACGCUUCGAGAAAGCCGUACGCUGAGAUAAUUGAACUAGAUGCUGAUCUAGGGAAGUGGUAUGAUCAAGUUCCCAACUAUUUGCUUGAUGAGGACUCUAUACCAGACCACCACAGGAAUUGCUUUAUUCGUCAACGUAUAAGCCUGAGAUGCCAGUUUUUACAUUGGAGGUUGGUCCUCUUUAGAGGAUUACUAGUUGAUUUCGCAAGGGAGAGCUCAUCAAGCUUGCAUGAUUCCACUGGCACACCGUUGCAAAUUAUACUGUCCCGUGGCUGUGUUGAAAUCUGCAUUCAUACAGCUCAGCGGUUACUUGACACAAUUGAACCGCAAUUAGGAACGGAUCGACUUCCUGCUGGCUGGUUCAUAGCUUCAUUUCAUUUAUACAACAUAGGCGCAAUAAUUGCUCUUUCUCUCCUGAGCCCCGGCUUGCGAAGUUUGUUCAAUGACCUGACAUUGCAAGAUCUUCAACAAGCGUGGUGGCAGUGCUUGAACUGUCUGAAGAAAUGUGACCGUCUCGGUGUUCGAUUUGCGCAGGGCUGUAUCAUUAAGCUACGAAGAAUGUUUGAAGAGAAUGAAGGAGGAGCACAGACUCAGAUCCGUACUUCAGAAGCAUAUGCCACAGAUUGUGUAAACGAAAGUGGCACAGUUUGGGAUGGUGGGCAGCGGGCAGAAAAUCCGAACAAUUUCUCACAUUCUGAAUCUUUUCCCCCCAAAAAUCCUCAAGAUAUGAUAACGAGCGCCCAGAAUGGAAUGGUGGAUAUGUGGUGGACAAGCCAGGACCUUCAGUGGAUGAACAACUUUGACCUUUCACACUUGGAGACAAACGUGGAGGAGCCUGCUGAGCUGCGCGAUUUCUUCUGA
Molecule: messenger RNA, 2439 nt
Organism: Talaromyces marneffei
Lineage: Eukaryota; Fungi; Ascomycota; Eurotiomycetes; Eurotiales; Trichocomaceae
Exons: 8
Coding region: 1-2439 (812 amino acids)
Biological process (GO): positive regulation of transcription from RNA polymerase II promoter by galactose; DNA-templated transcription
Cellular component (GO): nucleus
Molecular function (GO): RNA polymerase II cis-regulatory region sequence-specific DNA binding; zinc ion binding; DNA-binding transcription factor activity, RNA polymerase II-specific
Source: RefSeq, a predicted model, not a curated record